Plasmodium malariae is the source of this 747-nucleotide messenger RNA. RefSeq names its product Plasmodium exported protein, unknown function. The transcript is spliced from 2 exons. Lineage: Eukaryota; Apicomplexa; Aconoidasida; Haemosporida; Plasmodiidae. Bases 1 to 747 code for a protein of 248 amino acids. The record is from RefSeq and is a predicted model, not a curated record.
AUGAUAUCUUUUAUUUUAGUUAAAAAUAUUAUAUUUAUAUUUUUUGUUUGGAUAUAUUAUUAUUUCUGUGAUGCGCAUAACUUUGGUCAAAUUUUAGGUAUGAAAACUAUUCAAAAUAUAUCAUUAUAUUCAAGAACUUAUAGAUUAUUAUCAAAAUUUAACAAUGAAAAAAUAAAGAUUUCAUUAGAACGUAGCUUACAUAGAAAUGGAUAUAACGAUAUAAAAAAAAAAAAGAAAAAUUGUCAAUUAAAAAAUUAUGGUAAUAAUGCUGGAUCGAAAUACGAUGGAAAGAGCAGUACUAAAAAUAAAAGUAAUACAGGAUUUGAGGAAAAAAAAUUACUGAGGAAGUGCAUAUAUGUAUUAAGUAAACCAUUUGUAGAAAUAGAUAAAAUAUUUGAAAAAUUAAUUUAUAAAGGAUUUAUUGCAAUAUAUGAAUAUAGGAAAUGUACAGAUUCUAUCCAAAAAAAGAAUUUGAAAUUUUCAGCAUGUAAAAGUGCGGUUUUAACUUUUGCUAUACCGUCAAUAAUUUUUUUUACGGUACUUUCAUUACUUUUGUUAGUUAGUCCUCCGCUAGGUACAUUAGUACUGGGGGAAAAUAGUAAAGGUUUUCAAGAAUUUAUGACAAAAUCUGGAAUGCAAGCUUUUUUAUUGUCGUUAUUUAUAUUAAGUAUCACCAUGGUAAUUUAUAUACUGGUAAAAUUUAUAAAUUAUGUAAUAGAAGGAGGGGGAGAUGAAAUAAACAACUAG